Peromyscus leucopus (white-footed mouse) is the source of this 8549-nucleotide messenger RNA. It is a transcript of the gene Ecpas, whose product is annotated as Ecm29 proteasome adaptor and scaffold. Gene Ontology annotation, biological process: proteasome assembly. Gene Ontology annotation, cellular component: nucleus; cytoplasm. The record is from RefSeq and is a predicted model, not a curated record. Gene Ontology annotation, molecular function: molecular adaptor activity. NCBI's taxonomy places the organism in Eukaryota, Metazoa, Chordata, Mammalia, Rodentia, Cricetidae. The transcript is spliced from 49 exons. Bases 12 to 5549 code for a protein of 1845 amino acids.
CCGGGCGCAACAUGGCUGCGGCCGCCGCCUCCGCCUCCCAGGACGAGCUGAAUCAGCUCGAACGGGUCUUUUUACGACUUGGCCAUGCUGAAACAGAUGAACAAUUACAAAAUAUUAUAUCUAAAUUCCUUCCUCCUGUUUUGCUCAAACUGUCCAGCACCCAAGAAGGAGUACGGAAAAAGGUAAUGGAACUGCUGGUCCAUCUGAACAAACGUAUAAAAAGCCGCCCCAAAAUACAACUCCCAGUAGAGACAUUAUUGGUUCAGUACCAGGACCCUGCUGCAGUUUCCUUUGUCACGAAUUUCACUAUAAUUUAUGUUAAGAUGGGCUAUCCUCGCCUGCCAGUGGAAAAACAAUGUGAAUUGGCCCCUACACUUCUUACUGCCAUGGAAGGGAAGCCUCAGCCACAGCAGGAUAGCUUAAUGCAUCUUUUAAUACCAACCCUUUUCCACAUGAAAUACCCAGCUGAAUCAUCAAAAUCAGCUUCUCCUUUUAAUCUUGCUGAGAAACCAAAGACUGUGCAGCUGCUUUUGGACUUUAUGCUAGAUGUCCUUCUGAUGCCUUAUGGAUAUGUGUUAAAUGAAUCCCAGAGUCGCCAAAAUUCAUCUUCAUCACAGGGUUCUUCUUCAAACAGUGGGGGAGGUUCUGGAAUCCCACAGCCUCCCCCAGGAAUGAGCUUUUAUGCAGCUAAACGAGUUAUUGGUGAUAACCCAUGGACACCUGAACAGUUGGAACAGUGCAAGUUGGGCAUAGUGAAAUUCAUAGAAGCCGAGCAGGUGCCUGAGCUCGAAGCUGUUCUCCACCUGGUGAUCGCUUCUAGUGACACUCGCCAUAGUGUGGCGACUGCGGCAGACCUGGAGUUGAAAAGCAAGCAGAGUUUAAUUGACUGGAAUAAUCCUGCCAUCAUUAAUAAGAUGUACAAAGUAUACCUUGGGGAUAUACCACUGAAGACAAAAGAGGGAGCAGUUCUAAAGCCAGAGCUGAAAAGAGACCCGGUCAGUACCAGAGUGAAGUUAAAGAUUGUCCCUCAUCUCCUUCGUUCUAGACAGGCUGCUGAAACAUUCCCAGCUAACAUUCAGGUGGUGUAUGAUGGGCUUUUUGGUACAAAUACAAAUUCAAAGUUAAGAACAUUGUCCCUGCAAUUUGUACAUCACAUUUGUAUAACCUGCCCAGAAAUCAAGAUUAAGCCACUAGGUCCUAUGCUUUUGAAUGGUCUCACUAAGUUAAUAAAUGAAUAUAAAGAGGACCCUAAACUGUUGUCAAUGGCAUAUUCAGCUGUUGGAAAACUCUCCAGUCGAAUGCCCCAUUUAUUCACUAAGGAUAUAGCUCUUGUGCAACAGCUUUUCGAAGCCCUGUGUAAGGAAGAGCCUGAGACUCGACUUGCCAUUCAGGAAGCAUUAUCUAUGAUGGUUGGAGCGUAUAGUACCUUAGAAGGAGCACAGAGAACUUUAAUGGAGGCACUUGUAGCUUCAUAUUUAAUAAAGCCUGAAGUUCAAGUUCGGCAAGUUGCGGUGAAAUUUGCCAGCACGGUGUUUCCCUCAGAUCAUAUACCUUCCAGAUACUUGCUCCUACUAGCCGCUGGAGACCCACGAGAAGAAGUCCAUGGUGAAGCACAACGUGUAUUACGAUGUCUUCCUGGUAGAAACAAAAAGGAAAGCACUUCUAAGCAGAUGCCAUCUUUUCCAGAAAUGGUAUAUUACAUUCAAGAAAAGGCUUCCCAUCGAAUGAAAACUCCAGUCAAAUACAUGACUGGAACUACUGUCCUUCCAUUUAACCCAGCAGCAUUUGGAGAGAUAGUCCUGUACUUGCGCAUGUGCCUGGCUCAUAGUGCAGGAGUGGUGCCCACCUCUCAGAGUUUGGCUGAUAUGCAAGAUCAUGCUCCAGCCAUUGGACGGUACAUUCGGACGUUAAUGUCAAGCAGCCAGGCGACAGCUUCAUCUUCUACUAAGAGUGGAGAGACCAACCCUGUUCAGAUCUACAUUGGCCUGCUUCAACAGCUAUUAGCAGGGGUUGGAGGUUUGCCAGUCAUGUACUGUCUAUUGGAAGCUGUGUCAGUGUAUCCAGAAAAAUUGGCUACCAAAUUUGUAGACAAAACAGAAUGGAUCAAGAGUCUGAUGAGUAGCAGUAAAGAAGAAAUGCGUGAAUUGGCGGCUUUGUUUUAUUCUGUAGUUGUGUCAACAGUGUCCGGAAAUGAAUUAAAGUCAAUGAUAGAACAACUUAUAAAGGCUACAAAAGACAAUCAUAGCCCUGAGGUACAACAUGGAUCCUUGCUUGCAUUGGGAUUCACUGUGGGAAGAUACUUGGCUAAGAAGAGAAUGAGAACUGCAGAGCAGCACAACCUGGAGACAGAUGCUGAUCUCUUGCCUGAGCAAGAGGAGCUCAUUCGGAGUGCUACAGAAACAAUAGGUUCAUUUUUAGACAGUACAUCACCUCUCUUGGCAAUUGCUGCCUGCACAGCCCUGGGUGAAAUUGGCAGAAAUGGUCCUCUCCCAAUCCCCAGUGAAGGAUCUGGAUUUACCAAACUGCAUCUGGUAGAAAGCUUACUCAAUAGAAUCCCUUCCAGUAAAGAAACAAAUAAGAUGAAAGAACGAGCAAUCCAAACAUUGGGCUAUUUUCCAGUUGGGGAUGGGGGUUUUCCCCACCAGAAACUCCUUUUGCGAGGUCUGAUGGAUUCUGUGGAGGCCAAGCAGAUCGAACUUCAGUUCACUAUUGGUGAAGCGAUCACCAGUGCUGCAAUAGGAACUAACUCUGUGGCUGCCCGAGAUGCCUGGCUGGUGACUGAGGAAGAGUAUACACCUCCUGCUGGUGCCAAAGUGAAUGAUGUUGUCCCUUGGGUUUUAGAAGUUAUUUUAAGUAAGCAUAUUAUCAGCCCCAACCCACAUGUGAGGCAAGCAGCUUGCAUCUGGCUCCUUUCGCUUGUGAGGAAGCUAAGUACCCACAUAGAAGUGAAGUCUCAUCUUAAGGAAAUUCAGAGUGCAUUUAUUUCAGUUCUGUCAGAAAAUGAUGAACUCAGCCAAGACGUUGCCUCAAAAGGGCUUGGGUUGGUUUAUGAGCUGGGCAACGAACAAGAUCAGCAAGAAUUGGUGUCUACACUUGUAGAAACACUUAUGACUGGCAAAAGAGCUAAACAUGAAGUUUCUGGAGAGACAGUGGUAUUUCAAGGAGGAGGCCUUGGCAAAACACCUGAUGGCCAGGGCCUUUCUACUUACAAGGAGCUUUGUUCUCUGGCAAGUGAUCUUAGUCAGCCAGAUCUAGUAUAUAAAUUUAUGAAUCUGGCAAAUCAUCAUGCAAUGUGGAACUCUAGGAAGGGUGCUGCUUUUGGUUUUAAUGUAAUUGCUACCAGAGCAGGAGAACAGCUGGCUCCUUUUCUGCCUCAACUCGUUCCUCGACUUUAUCGUUACCAAUUUGAUCCCAAUCUUGGAAUUCGACAAGCUAUGACAAGUAUUUGGAAUGCAUUGGUCACUGACAAGUCAAUGGUGGAUAAGUAUUUGAAAGAAAUUCUUCAAGAUUUGAUUAAAAACCUUACCAGCAACAUGUGGCGAGUUCGAGAAUCCAGCUGUUUAGCUUUGAAUGAGUUAUUGAGAGGAAGACCUUUAGAUGACGUCAUUGACAAACUUCCAGAAAUGUGGGAAACACUUUUUAGAGUACAAGAUGAUAUUAAGGAAUCUGUACGGAAAGCAGCAGAACUAGCUCUGAAAACUCUGAGCAAGGUUUGUGUGAAAAUGUGUGACCCUGCCAAAGGAGCAGCUGGCCAGAGAACCAUUGCUGUCCUCCUGCCCUGCCUUCUGGACAAAGGAAUGAUGAGUCCUGUGACGGAAGUCCGAGCCCUCAGCAUUAACACCCUUGUGAAGAUCAGCAAGAGUGCAGGAGCCAUGUUGAAACCACAUGCACCCAAACUCAUCCCAGCUCUGCUAGAGUCCUUAAGUGUGUUGGAGCCUCAGAUUCUCAAUUAUUUGAGUCUCCGCGCUACAGAACAAGAAAAGGUUGUAAUGGACAGUGCUCGGCUCACUGCCGCCAAGUCCUCUCCCAUGAUGGAGACAGUCAACAUGUGCCUGCAAUAUCUUGAUGUUUCGGUGCUGGGUGAGCUAGUUCCUAGGUUAUGUGAACUGAUCAGAAGUGGUGUAGGUCUCGGAACUAAGGGCGGCUGUGCCAGUGUCAUCGUAUCCCUGACUACUCAGUGUCCCCAGGACCUGACGCCCCACUCAGGUAAACUUAUGAGUGCUUUGCUUAGUGGUCUGACAGAUCGGAACAGUGUAAUUCAGAAAUCCUGUGCAUUCGCCAUGGGCCAUUUAGUUCGGACUUCACGGGACAGCAGCACUGAAAAACUGCUACAGAAGCUCAAUGGCUGGUACAUGGAGAAAGAAGAACCUAUCUACAAGACCGCUUGUGCUUUGACGAUUCAUGCAAUUGGAAGAUACAGUCCUGAUGUGUUGAAGAACCAUGCCAAAGAAGUUCUGCCCUUGGCGUUUCUAGGCAUGCAUGAAAUUGCUGAUGAGGAGAAAUCUGAAAAAGAAGAGUGUAAUUUGUGGACUGAAGUGUGGCAGGAAAAUGUACCUGGCUCCUUUGGAGGUAUUCGAUUAUACCUGCAGGAGUUGAUUACUAUUACCCAGAAGGCUUUACAGUCGCCAUCUUGGAAAAUGAAAGCCCAGGGUGCAAUUGCUAUGGCAUCAAUUGCAAAACAAACAAGCUCUCUAGUACCUCCAUAUCUGGGAAUGAUACUGAGUGCUUUGGUGCAAGGCCUGGCUGGAAGAACAUGGUCAGGAAAGGAAGAACUACUAAAAGCCAUUGCCUGUGUGGUGACAGCUUGCAGUACAGAGUUGGAAAAGUCUGUGCCCAAUCAACCCACCACAAAUGAAAUUCUUCAGGCGGUCUUGAAGGAGUGUUGCAAAGAGAAUCUCAAAUAUAAGAUUGUAGCAAUCUGCUGUGCAGCUGAUGUUUUGAAAGCCACCAAAGAAGACAGGUUCCAGGAGUUUUCUGACAUUGUCAUACCCCUCAUCAAGAAGAACUCACUUGAAAGCAUGGGAGUCCGGAGCACCAAAGCUGAAGAUGAAAAUGAUAAGGAAAGAGAGCUGCAGCUGGAGUCUUUGCUGGGUGCCUUCGAGAGCUUGGGCAAAGCAUGGCCCAGGAAUCCAGAAACUCAACGCUGUUACCGUCAGGAGCUCUGCAAACUGAUGUGUGAACGGCUGAGACUCAGCACAUGGAAAGUGCAGCUCGGUGUCCUCCAGUCGAUGAACGCCUUUUUCCAGGGGUUAAUGCUUUUGGAAGAAGAACAUGCUGAUCCUGAAGCUCUGGCUGAAAUUCUUCUUGAAACUUGUAAAUCAAUUACUUAUUCUUUAGAAAAUAAGACCUACUCAUCUGUGAGAACAGAAGCUUUAUCUGUGGUAGAAUUACUGCUUAAAAAACUUGAAGAAGCUAAACAGUGGGAAAGUCUGACAGCAGAAUGCAGAAGACUCUUGGUUGAGUCUUUAGCUACUAUGGAGACAGACAACAGACCCGAACUGCAGGAGAAAGCCUCAGUAUUGAAGAAAACACUUGAAAGUCUGGAAUGAGUGAGAAUGGGAGGAAAGAAACAAGUGCCAUGUUCUUUUGGGAUGGAAGUUUGGAAAUGGUGGUAUUCUUUAAAAACCAAGUGGGGGAGUAAAGAUUACUCUGUAGCAUGCAUCAUUCCUUGGCUGAAAUAAAAAAAAAAAAAAGCCUUAAAUUUUGCUUCUUAUUAGCUUUAUUUUACAUGUCUUUAAAGUAUGUGGGCUAAGUGUGCUUAGUAGAACUUGGGUUUUCAAAAGGUAGUUGUAAAUAAGUCUGCUAGCCAUUGUUGCUAAAAGAACUGAAACUAUUAUAAAUGGAAUACAGGGCAAAGCUGGAUUAAAAUCUUUGAAUUACAUCCAAGCUAAAGUUAUUGCAGGAAGGGAUCCUGUAAGUCACUCGAUUUAUAAUCCACUUGCAUACCCAAAGUAAUAGGGUUGGGGAUGACAGCUUCCUUCCUGAGGGCAGAGUCAAGGCCAUACCCAGAGUUUAAUGUCCUGUCCUAGAUACUUUUCUCAACCUGCUACAAAACCAGUGUUUACCUUGGCAUACCCUAGAAAUUCCCAAAGGGAGGUACAUUUAGGGUCUCAUACAACAGUUCUUAUACCAGAGCUAAACUGACUCUUUAUCACUGGGUUCUUGAAAGUCAGAUGCUGUGCAUUUCCUGUGUAUAGGUGGUCAAUUUUUAGGAAAUGGUUGUUCAGCAUGCUUACAGGUUGAGAAUAAUUGGGGUUCCAUAACAUUCUGAUUGAAGUCUUUUCACUAGAAGAUGAAAAUAGAUGGGAACAAGAUUGUUCUUCUAUCUGUAUCUGUGAUUAUGUAUUUUUUCAAAAUCUAAAACAACAGUAAAAGUUAGAGACUGCCUUGGUCUAGACCACUUAAAAUCUCAAAACUGUAACGGCAGCAUUUUCUACUGCUUUCAUGCGUACAGUGAGACGUGGUAGGAUAGAUGGAAAGCCUUUUAUUUAACUGUCUAGGGAUUUCUCUUUCUUAAAUGCCCUUUCUCGAAUUAGCAUGAUACCACUCCAGGAGAACUGCUCUUGCUGGGGUCCUCCCCUGCUUUCUGCUGCUCCUGCACCUGCUGAAGGGUGCAAAGUUGGUUUAACUUAAAGGUUUAUGGUAAGCUAAAAACUCUAUAGCUUGUCUUGGGUUCUGGAGCACAAAAUUAAUUUAUACAUCUGGUACUGUCCCCAUAAUGACAUCAACACCUGGAAUCUGUGUGUUCGAUAUUUUUGGUGGAAACUCAAUGUUUAUUAGUUUGGUAUUCUCUAGACCAGUGUAUUUAAAAUAUUUUUAACUGUGACUCAUAAUAAGAAUAACCUUUUACAUCAUGACCCAGAAUGUGUGUGUGUGUGUGUGUGUGUGUGUGUGAGAGAGAGAGAGAGAGAGAGAGAGGAGAGAGAGAGAGAGAGAUAGACGUAUGUAUGUUUGAAUGUAAAAUCUUUAACUGAAAUAAGUAUUUCUUGAAGAAAUAGUUAAGUUUGAUAUAUUUUCAUCUCUCUGUGUGUCUCGUGUUGUAAAUGUUCUUCAGACUCACUGCAUUUGUUUUCUAAUUCACAACUAGGUUGCUAUUCACGUUUGAACAAUACCAUCAUUAAUAGUACCUGAACUACUAUGUUUGGGAAUGUUUCUGAAUGAAAACUGUUUACAACUAAAAUAUUCAGUGCUCAGUAUCAUCUUGGCUGAUACUGUACUAUACUAGUGAGUUUGCAGAACAUCGUGAAUUUUAAGGAAUCUGUUGUAGAAUUGCAUUUAAGAAAGACUUUUGCUUUAGAGAAAAACAAAUGGCUUCAAAUGUUCUUCAGAAAGCUGUGGCCUCUCGGGUCUUGGUGUUUGGGGAUCAGCAUUGAAUGACUAAGGACCUGUCUGACUUGCAUUUGUAGUACCCAGGGUACUUCCAUGGCAAGAAUACAAUGCAGGUCAGGUGUGUUGAAGGUGAGAGUGUAAGGGCAAGAACAACAUACUUGGUCUGUAGCAAAUAUUGAAACCUCAUCAAAUUUUAUGCUUUUAAAGCUUUUUGUUAUUUAAUAUUGGGGAUUUCCCUUGGUGCUGAGAGUGGUGCUAAGACACCUGAACCUUAGUGCUAUUGAACUGCAUUUCUUUUACUUUCUUGAGCACAUUUCUAAUUUAUAUACUUAAUGCCUUCAUGUUUGCCAGUCAAAUCAUUUUCAUAGCUAGUAAUGUUACUGUUUCAAAUGUAGUUUGUAGUUGGUAUACAUAUGUUUAUUUUCAAAGGUUAAUAACCAGGACUUUGUAAUUGUGAAAUGUUGGGACUGGUGAACAGGAGGUAAAAGUACCUGUACAUUCAUUUAUAGAUCAUCAGUCUUUAUUUGCAAAAGCAUUCUUGAACAGGUUUGGUUUCUCUCUAUAUAGUUACUUCUAUUUGCCACACAAAUAACUAAUUUGUAGAACCUGUUUCUUAUUCCUGCCAUUAGUUCACUAACUAUAUCUUUAUUGAUAUGUGAAAAGGAGAUGUUUGAAAUGUGGCAGUUGGGUUGAACAUGAAAAUGGGCUACGGUUUUGUUGUCAAAAGCAGCUGUUUCAUUGAAUGUUUGUGCCCAAUUUACAGUUCCAAGGGGAUCUUGUCUAUAACACAGUCCACCUUUAUAAGGGGGCUACCAAAUCCCCAUUGCUUUGCCCUUCCUUUUUAAAAACUCAUGUAUUACUAAUCAACAAGGAAAAGAAUAAAGAUAUGACCUCACUGGUUGGUGCUCUGUCAGCAGUUGUGCUGUGUGAGCACUGCCUGCCCUUGGGGAACAUUUCUACCUGCUGCUGUCACAGUAUAUUCAUGCUGCUUGUUAAGUUCAGGGAGUUAUUUUGACAUUGGCACUUAUUGAACUGUGCAAUCUGUCAUUAAAUAGAUGUAUAUGUAACAGAUUUUUGUAUUUUAUAUGCAACUUCUUCAUAGAUCUGCAAUAUGUAAUUAGCUACCUAAGCAUGAAAUAGACUUACUUGAAAGGAAAACCUCACCUAUACCCCAAAGAUAUUAAAUGGUAAAUAAAAGCUGCAUGAUUUGGUGUUUUGAA